AUGCCAGAUGGUUACGUCUUCGUAUCGAAAGGCAAUGUUUACAUGACAGCCAAUUGCCGGAAACAAACACAGGCCGAAGGACGGAUUGUCUACGCCGUGGUGGAUAAGAACAAACGCGCCCUGGGCAUCCGGGUCCCGAGGCCUGUCCGCGAUACCGUAUGGGACUCUGAGGCAGCAACCCGAAAGGACCGCGAGGCUGCUGUUCGGAAGCGCGACAAAGCCCUCGAGCUCAAGUUUCGCCAGACAGUUAAGAAGCUGUUCCCGGCGGCGCCCGACGGCGAGAUCCCCAGCAUCGUGGCCCGGGCCAUGCAGAAGGGUAGCGGCCGGGUAGGCAGAACGUCAAAAGUCGACAUCGAGAGGAGAGCCACCCUAGCUGUCACGGCGGCCAUUCGUCACCGCCACACCGACUACGACAAGAAACUGAAAGACGGCAUGAACCGCACGAAGGCUCGCACUGAAACUUUUAAGCAAGUCGGGGAGAUUCUGGCGACUUGGCGCGGAAGAGCUUCACCCGCCCAGAAGGCGCAGAAAGCCGAAACAGACAACGCAGAUGGGAAUCAGACCAAGCCUCAGGCUAAACUGUCGCUUCGCGCGAUGAGGCGAAUGAGACGAGCGGAAAAGGCAACAAAGCCUACCCUGGAUCUUCGGUCGGGCAGUCGCUCCACGAGCACGCAGAGUAACAGCAGAAACCCACCUUCGCCCAAGGAAAGGCGAAUGUACAAGUUGAGAACACGCCAGCAAAGAAAGACACCGGCAUUACCCGUCGAGUCUCCACCGUCACAAGGCAAAAUCGGUCAAUCAUUGAGGGACGAUGGUUCGGAAAUCGAAGAGAGCGAUGAGUAUGUUGGCUCCAGUGAGGACAACUGUAUAUGGAUUAGUAGCGAUGAGGAUGAUUAG
This is a messenger RNA of Pestalotiopsis fici W106-1, 897 nucleotides long. RefSeq lists its product as uncharacterized. Lineage: Eukaryota; Fungi; Ascomycota; Sordariomycetes; Amphisphaeriales; Sporocadaceae. The transcript has a single exon. Bases 1 to 897 code for a protein of 298 amino acids. The record is from RefSeq and is a predicted model, not a curated record.